AUGCAAUAUUCCUCGUCAGAGUCUGCGGCGCACCGUUGCUUACCAGUCAGCGAGAUCUUCGAGCUCAUUGCCGACUCGCUAGACCCCAAGUCGCGGCGCCGUACACUGGCAGCGCUUGCGCAGACGUGCAAGACGUUGUACGAAGCGUCCGUACCUGUGCUUUGGAAAUCGCAAUGGGGCCUCGUGAGGCUGUUGCGGCUUCUUCCUUCUGGCACAUGGUCCGAAGUUCGUGUUGAAGGCCGAAGCACUCUCACAAUCAUCAAACCCAACGAACUCGAGUUGACGAGAUUCCGUCACUACGCCCACCACGUUCGGACGCUGUGCUGGAACGGGGAUCAAGAUGAUGUCUCGCUCGACACCCUGUCGGUGCUGGAGUCCGUCCGCGGCGCCGCGGGCCAGCCGCUUUUCCCGAAGCUCGACGAACUGCAGUGGUAUGAGCCUCGCGCAGAAUAUUUCCCCUUCAUCCGCCUCUUCCUCACGCCGACCAUUCGAACCAUGGGUCUAGCACUGCCCGCCGAUUUUGAUGUGCCCAUCAUGGUGGAGGCCCUCAACCACGUAGGGAAGACGUGCAAGAACGUGGAGUGCCUUCAAGUCGUCACGAAUGAAGAGGAAAACCAGGGUUGCAGGGACUGCACGGGCGACCUAGGCGACGCUCUCGCGGAGUCCCUCGAAGGCAUGAGAAAUCUCACGAACUUCGCCGCGGAGAUGCUCUUGUCGGCGAAUUGCAUGGCGGCGCUGGCACAGCUUCCUGGGCUGUCGGUCCUGCAAAUCGUCGUUAGGAAUGCAGAGGUGGACGUGUUCGCUGUUUCGACAUGCUUGCGCGAAGGCCCAUAUUUUCCUGCACUCAGUCUACUGGCAAUCAACGUGGAUGGACUCGACGGGAGCACGGAGACUAUCCUACAGGCCAUACAAAGCGAGGACCUGCAAACGGUGUCACUGCACGCCACAUGUCAACCUGAGGCCUCGGCAAUAAGGCAACACCUAGAAGUCAUCGCGGCCUCCCCGUACCGCGACGCUCUAAUCUCCUUGCGACUUGGGUUCGAUAUUCCCUUCUCCCGGGACGGCGGGCCCUAUCCCGCGUCUGACGUCGGACAUGCGCUCCAGCCGCUGUACGCCCUUCCCCAAAUCGACACCUUCACCAUCCAAGGUCACAAACUCAUCGUCGACACGAACACACUCCGGGAUAUCGCGACCGCCUGGCGUAAGCUCGAGAUCCUCUCCAUAAUCGAUAUGAGCGACCAGCUGCACCCCGACAGUGGAGCGCACGUACCCCUCGAUGCUCUCAUACCGGUCGCGCGCGGCUGUCCAUCCUUGUACCUCCUAGAGCUCCACGUGAAUACGUUUGUGGUGCCAGAAGAGGCGACGGUUGCACGGCUACUCCCGCAGCCGUCACAGUCUACGCUGCAGUACCUCAGCCUAUACAACGCGCCGAUCACUACGCAGCCGUCCCCAUUGAUGACAUUUCUGAUACGAUUGUUCCCCGAGCUGCGCGAGGUAGAGCACCAUGAGACAAGGACGUGA
This is a messenger RNA of Trametes versicolor FP-101664 SS1, 1521 nucleotides long. RefSeq lists its product as uncharacterized. The coding region runs from base 1 to 1521 and encodes 506 amino acids. The transcript is spliced from 2 exons. NCBI's taxonomy places the organism in Eukaryota, Fungi, Basidiomycota, Agaricomycetes, Polyporales, Polyporaceae. The record is from RefSeq and is a predicted model, not a curated record.